CCAGUUGACUCGAAAAUGGAGCUGUUGGGAAGCGUGUGGCUCGUCACCGCCCCCUGGGCUUCUCUCCCUCCAGGCACCAGCUUGCUGCAGGAGGUGGUCUACUUGGUGAGCCAGGGGGCCGACCCUGAUGAGAUCGGCUUGAUGAACAUCGAUGAGCAGCUCCCGGUCCUGGAGUACCCGCAGCCGGGCCUGGACAUCAUCAAGGAGCUGACGUCGCCUCGCCUCAUCAAGAGUCACCUCCCCUACCGCUUCCUGCCCUCCGAUCUCCACAAUGGCGAUUCUAAGGUCAUAUACAUGGCUCGGAACCCCAAGGACCUGGUGGUGUCCUACUACCAGUUCCACCGCUCCCUGCGGACCAUGAGCUACCGGGGCACUUUCCAGGAGUUCUGCCGGAGGUUCAUGAACGACAAGCUGGGUUACGGCUCCUGGUUUGAGCACGUGCAGGAGUUCUGGGAGCACCGCAUGGACUCGAACGUGCUUUUCCUCAAGUAUGAAGACAUGCACCGGGACCUGGUGACGAUGGUGGAGCAGCUGGCCAGAUUCCUGGGGGUGUCCUGUGACAAGGCGCAGCUGGAGGCCCUGAGCGAGCACUGCCACCAGCUGGUGGACCAGUGCUGCAACGCCGAGGCCCUGCCCGUGGGCCGGGGAAGAGUCGGGCUGUGGAAGGACAUCUUCACUGUCUCCAUGAACGAGAAGUUUGACUUGGUGUACAAACAGAAGAUGGGGAAGUGUGACCUGACGUUUGACUUUUAUUUAUAAUCACGGCGACGGCAAACUUGCAUGCUCACAGCACCCAGACACUCUACUAGCUAAAAGUCCCGUAUGCACUCAUUUGUUCCUUGCUGGACGAACUCCGGAAGCAGCGUGAGGCCGGGGGGAGGGAGGGAACGGCGGAGACGCCGGAGGAAGAGGGGGCCCUGCUUCCCCUCCGGAGCAGCCGCGUCGCCUUUGGGCUUUGAAGUCUCUCCGUGUCCGACCACAAGCGUUGUAAAGCUGGCGGUUCUGACGGCCUGUAUCAUAAGUAUAGAGUCUGUAACAUACGCAGCUAGAACGUCUGCCUUUUACAACCCCACAUUAUUUAUUGUAUUUUAUAGAGCUUUUCACUUGGAAAUCUAAAUAAAUGUCAGUAAACCAAAUAGAAGUUCAUUUCCGAGGGGACUCAGGAGCGAGCCACACCCAAAUGGUAGGAAGAUCUCAGGGUUGACUCUUUAUUUUUGUAGUUCUGUUCUGUAUGGCACAGCCGUUCUGUUCUCACCCGGUUCGGAGGUGAAGACACAGGAGGAGUUGGGUGUGUGGGGGCCGCUGCUCCUUUCGAUGAGUUCAGUGCUCUGUAACCUUCCUGAAACAAAGCAGAGACCGUCCGCUCGGCGUCUGCAGGGAGGAUGGACCUCUGCCAGGGACUCCCAGCGGGUGGCCUCAGACACCCGAUACGGAGGAACCAGCGGAACGUUCCUUGAGGGAACCUGCCGGGGAGGCCGGCCGACGGGCUCUCACGCGGUGACCGGACAACCUGCCGCAGAGACCGAGCGUACGUGGAGUCUGAGUUUUCCUUCCACGAACUCUCGUUCCCUGAGGCAGAGACCUCUUUAUGCUGGCGAGCAGAUGCUCCAUAGUAAGUUCCUCAGGCUCGCUCAUCGGUCAGUCUGUUCUGUGUGCACCCGAGGCUCCCGGCCCCGGGAGAGCCACUUUGCAGGUUCAACGCCCUGUUUCACUCAGACUGGUUGGCCGCCUCGCCUUUGCACCCCAGUAUACCUGCGGGCGCACGGCCUUUGCGCCCCAGUGUAUCUGCGGGAGCACAGGUGAUGUCUCCACCGCCCCACCCCUUGCUUUGUCGUCUGGCCCGCAUCUGGCUGGGGAAGCAAUGUCACGCGUCGGGACUGGGGUCGUCUUGGAAGUUUGCGUGGCCGGCAGGCGCCCCCGGGGGUGGCCGGAGGGUCGCCACCACGUGUGAGGGUCUCUGUGCUGUGUUGCCGUCUUGGAAGAGGUGCAGACACACGCCGGUGUUUUAUGCGGCAUUGCAUGGUGGGCUUGGCUGCGCCUUUUCUGUGUAUCUGUGAGGGAGGCUGCUUUCUGUGAAAUUUCCUUUCUAUUUUUCUAUUUUUAGUACUGUAUGGAUAUUACUGAGCACCACACAUGAUCUGUCUGUGCUUGCUUGCAUCUUUAAUAAAGACACGUCCCAUGCCUCGUG
Molecule: messenger RNA, 2188 nt
Organism: Herpailurus yagouaroundi (jaguarundi)
Lineage: Eukaryota; Metazoa; Chordata; Mammalia; Carnivora; Felidae
Gene: SULT4A1
Product: sulfotransferase family 4A member 1
Exons: 7
Coding region: 16-759 (247 amino acids)
Molecular function (GO): sulfotransferase activity
Source: RefSeq, a predicted model, not a curated record